Molecule: messenger RNA, 1281 nt
Organism: Fraxinus pennsylvanica
Lineage: Eukaryota; Viridiplantae; Streptophyta; Magnoliopsida; Lamiales; Oleaceae
Source: the annotation of a GenBank genome assembly
AUGGUAAACAAAUGUGCGUACACAGUUUGGCCAGGCAUAUUAUCGAACGCCGGAAUUGCACCGCUUUCAACAACGGGUUUUGCUCUCCAGAAGGGUGAAUCGAGGAUCAUCAACGCGCCGUCGUCGUGGGGCGGCCGCUUCUGGGGCAGGACACACUGUAGCGAGGAUUCAACCGGGAAAUUCUCCUGCGUGACCGGCGAUUGCGGCUCGGGGAAGAUAGAAUGCGCCGGGAAUGGUGCUGUUCCGCCAGCUACAUUGGCGGAGUUCACACUCGACGGUGACUCCGGCAUGGACUUCUAUGACGUUAGCCUCGUCGACGGGUACAACCUGCCGAUGCUGGUGCUGCCCCAGGGAGGGUCGGGCGUUAACUGUACGUCGACGGGAUGCAUGACGGAUCUGAAUGGUUUGUGCCCGUCCGAUCUCCGGGUGAAAAUUACCGACGGGGAAGACGUUGCGUGUAAGAGCGCAUGCUUGGCGUUCGGGAAGGAGGAGUACUGCUGUAACGGCGCGUACAGUACCCCCGAUGCCUGUAAACCGUCAUCAUAUUCUCAGGUGUUUAAGAGCGCGUGUCCACACGCUUACAGUUACGCCUACGACGAUAAAACCAGUACCUUCACAUGCGCUGGCGCGGAUUAUUUCAUAACAUUUUGCCCGUCGCCAAAUACUAGCAAGAAAUCAUCAUCUGGGAUACAAAACGGAGGAUCGGAAGACAACACUUCAUCAUUGAUCAACAACACAAUGGUGUACGAAGGAGCGUCACAGGUGAGCGGCGCACCAUCAAUUUAUACCCACUUGUUUAGUUCACAUGCCAUUGCCUUCCCCGGCGCCGUAGCCCUCGCGGCAGCAGUGUGGCGGUUGUGUUAUUUUGAGAUAUCUUCCAUUCGGGUUCCUGAAAACUUCUACGGAGUAAAUAAGGUUAUGCCUACAAUCCACUGGGAAGUGGGAAACAUUGUUGCGACAAGGAUAGAUACGAAUCUUCAAUUUUAUGGUGAUCCAUACCUUACUACAGCUGAUAUCCUUCUUGGGACUGUGGAUAGACCGAAGGCUGCUGAACCAUUGGUGGGACCCGAUCCUUCCAAGCUCCGCCGAUCUGGUCUAGGUAGUUCUGAGGCAAAACCAGUUGCUCAUUUGACCCCAAUACCGGCCAAGGAAGUUGCGCCAUCGGUGAUUGCGACUCCAAUCAGGUGGAAUUCAACAGUGUCGGUGCAGCACUGUCGCACUAGCCGAAUUCACGAAUGGAUUAUGUAUGAAUUCGGUUGCCCAGGAUUUCUACGAUGUUAG